CGCGAGUCUCGAAAGCCUGUGAACCAUCGGUGGCCCUACUGAAGCUCCUGGUUUGCGGUGACUUCGUACUCCUCUCGUUCAGCCCCUUUCAUUUCUCUUUCAAUUGCUAAAUUCCCUUAAGCUUCGAAGUAGGCAUGGGCGUGAUCAUUCUCUUCACGAAAUGUAACCACAGGACACCCUCCCCAUUUUGUUCGACGCUGCCAUUUCUGAGGAAGUUGACGUAGAAGAGUUACACAUGGCAGUUUUAAGUCCGCACGAGAUUUACAUUGUCGUAACGCGGGAACUUUAAAGCUCGACUACGGCUCCUCGUUGAGAGGAUGGCGGACUGGGACUGCUCCGGGCCAUGCCAUUGCUGCCAGCCUCGGUCUUUCUUGCCUUGAUUCCGUCGUUCGCUUGCGGGACGAAAGGGUACAAAAUUAAGGUGUGCAUCGCCUUUUGUCUCCUGGUAAGAAGAUGCUUGUCUGGGUGUCUGUCUGUCUGUGUGUCUGUCAUCAUCCCUCAAAGCUGCAUGCGAGUCUUGCGGUCCUACCGUAGGCCGCACUGGGACCUUUCAUGGAUCCCCACCAUCGCUCCCUAUCUUUCUUGCAAGACGGGCAUUUCAUCAGGGCGAGGUGGGUCUUUCUCCUUUGCUGCUGCUGCUGCGCAGAGAGAGUUUCACUUCUCUACCCUAGCCGUAUCAAGAACGAGGCAGACAGUCACCUUGAUAGCGCGGUGAGCAGGGGGUGGAGACUCAAUGAUUCCACAAGCUCUAAGCUGGCUCAUGCCUCUGCCCAUGCCCUCUACAAAUCUGAUUCGGGACAAGACAGAAACAAACACCAGCAUCACGGAUUCAGUCCGUCACCCAGCCCAUCACUUCAAACCCUCUUGAGAUCGGGCUUUUCGGGGUGAUGUGAGAAAUGACUAUACAUCUUUUCCUU
This is a messenger RNA of Marchantia polymorpha subsp. ruderalis, 917 nucleotides long. NCBI's taxonomy places the organism in Eukaryota, Viridiplantae, Streptophyta, Marchantiopsida, Marchantiales, Marchantiaceae. The record is from the annotation of a GenBank genome assembly.